Messenger RNA from Magallana angulata, 4066 nucleotides. RefSeq lists its product as uncharacterized. Lineage: Eukaryota; Metazoa; Mollusca; Bivalvia; Ostreida; Ostreidae. The transcript has 6 exons. The coding region runs from base 1 to 3987 and encodes 1328 amino acids. The record is from RefSeq and is a predicted model, not a curated record.
AUGGAAGAAAACGACAAUAUUCCUUGUUACAAGAAAACAGGGUCAGGCGACGUUAAGUCAGACACCACCGACUCAAGCUCGGUCACUCUCCUAGAGAUUCCUUCAAACCAGUCUCAAGGGAGCUCAGUGGUUCCCACCGACUCAUUGAGAAACAUCAGACAAGUGUCUGUCGGCACCAGGAUGUGCAUGAAUGCCCCCACCCCACAGAGAGGUGUCGGCAUAGCCAUCCCCACCCCACUCUCAGUGGUUAGCAGCCCUCAAGGAGAUGAUUCACCCUCCCCCAUGCAGGGCACAAGUGAAGAACAUACAGAGGCAACAACUAGUCAGGCACAGGCAGUUGCAGCCACAACAAGUGACAUUGCUACAACCAGCGCUGCAGACCACAUGCCAAAGGCCAAAGCUCCAAUGCAGCAGUUCAUUCCUACUGGUAGAGCACAGAUCCACAACAGGUUGAUCACACCUGAGAAUGUGCAAAUCUCUGCAGUGCCCUGUGUGCCUAAAGCCAUUCCCAGAGUCCCUCUCUCAGCCAGCAGGCCACAGAAGAGCUGCAAGAAGCCAGCGUCUAACAUGGCGAUGCACACCAUUCUGGAUACCACCCUACCCUUGGCAAGAUCUCCCCCACAAAUGGGGCUGACUGGGACGAAGAUCUCCCCCCAGAGACCCCCAGCCAGAGGAAGAAAUUGGCAACCCCCAGGCGGAAGUGUGCGUCCCAUUGGUGCUAGCAGAGAAGAUGAGUACAAACCACCUAAGGGACUAUUUGAAAGAAUCAAAUUGAUGGAGGCAGAGGCAAAACUAAGAGAACAGAAAUUGAUGGAUGAAGUCUCUAACAGCACAGAUGAUAGACAGUCUCCAGAGUUCAUCCAACCCACAGCCAAUAGAUUCCUGAAGAAAAACAAGGCAUUGCAAGCUAUGAUGAACAUGGAGGAACGAUGUGGUACUCCCAGUGAAAGAAGCCUCUCUCCUGCAUCAGUCAGAAUGCUGAUGGAUAAUGUGUUUGCCUCACCUGAGAACUUUGUUCCUGUUAGAUUGGACAUCUCCUGCUCCCGCACUAUUGAGCGAGUUUUCACUGUCCCUAGCAGUAACAGCAACAGUGAAAGAGUCUACUCACCUAGCAAUCUAGUGCCGAUAUACCAGUCCGGAUCAGAGAGCUUCAUUCUCAGCCCAAACGGCAAGGAGAUCCAGAUGGACAGUUUCUUUGACAGUUUGAAUGAACCCUCCAUGCAAAUCAUAGAUGUUGAGGACGAGGACAGCUUUGAAAUUGUGAGCAUGAUUUCCACUUCAAACAGUUUCAGUUUUGGAACACCCAGAGAUCUUGCCAGCUCAUGCGAAUCCCCUAAAAAACUUGUCUCACAGUACAUGUGUCCACUCAGGAGGAGAAGAUCUGUGCACAAACUUGAUGAUAUUCCAGGGGAAAAGGCUGCACCUAUGAUUGUUUCAGAUGCCACGGCAGAGCCAGAAAUGGACCUGCCAGUCACUCCAGAAGCCAUGAGACCAAUGAAGAAGCCACCAGUUCUGUACUCAGAUAGUGUCAGCGAUGUAUCUACCAUUGAACUCGUGGAGACAACCAGAACUGUCCUUGAAAUUGGAGAAUUCAGUUUUGAUGAGACCCCAGCAGCUUACAUCAAGCCUGGAGAAACUGCAGAAGACAAUGGUCGCUGGGCCUAUAAACGUAGAGACCUCAACAAGCUUAGCAUCUUAGGAUAUGCAAGUCAGAGCCAGGAUAUGCCUCACAGCACUGUUAAUGUUGCUCCAAGCCAGGAUAUGCCUCACAGCACUGGAACUGUUGCUGUAGGCCAGGAUAAGCCACACAGCACUGGAAAUGUUGCUAUAAGCCAGGAUAAGCCACACAGCACUGGAAAUGUUGCUGUAAGCCAGGAUAAGCCACACAGCACUGGAAAUAUUGCUCAAAGCCAGGAUAGGCUCCAAAGCACUGGAAAUGUUAUUCUAAACCAGGAUAAGCCACACAGCACUGUAAAUGUUGCUCCAAGCCAGGAUAGGCUCCAUAGCACUGGAAAUGUUAUUCUAAACCAGGAUAAGCCACACAGCACUGUAAAUGUUGCUCCAAGCCAGGAUAAGCUCCACAGCACUGGAAAUGUUGUUCCAAGCCAGGAUAAGCCACAUAGCAGUGGGUAUCAUCCUCAAAGCCACAAGGAGAAGCUUCAAGGCACAGGAAUUGCUUCUCAGGGCCAAAUUCUGGUAAAAGACGUAACAAACCCCUCUGCUGAGAUUCAGACUGCAGAAGCUCAAGAGAAGGAGGAUAAGGUGAUCAAAUUUUUGGAGAGGUUCUGCGACAGGAGGCAAGAUGUGGAAGUAGAGAGAUUGAGGCUUGAAGCCAAGCACACUAACAAAGUGGUGCAGCGAGUCCAGAACGGGGUGAGGCGCCGAAUCCUCAGGCUGGAGGAUGGUGAGCAAGAAGUGCAGGCAUUGAGGCAGUACCACCUCGAGGUGCUCAACAGAAUGACCGUGCAGUCGUUGAAACUCAUCACAAUGCACCAGGAACUCGGCCAGUUUGAGGGAUGUUUUGACGAUCGCAUCCAAUCCCUGAUUCACUGGGAUGUCUUCCUCUACCAGAGGCUUAUUGAACAAGAAGCUAUGAUCUGUCAUCAGGUCAACACACUGGAAGCUGAGAUACAAUCCAUGAGAGCCAUGUCUGGAGUAGCUAUCAUGGUCCGAACCAAAGUCCUGAAGCCCAAACCAGACAUUCUUGAUGUGUCAAAGUUGGGAUUUGACACCAAGCCUCAGGCCCAGCACACCAUGCGAGAAAUGAUCUUUCCAAUUCAUGAUUUCUAUGAGAAUAGAAAUUUUGAUCAACCAAAGAAUCAGAAGCCUAAAGCAAAGCAGAUGUUUCCACCCAUGAAUAUCUCUCAGCAGAGUCAGUAUUAUGAGAGAAAUCCCAUACUUGGAAGACCUCAUCAAGAUAUGGCCGUUCCAGUGUACAAUGAGUGGAAGAACCAUGUGCAGCCCAAAAUUCUGAAACCCAGAGCAAACCCGCAUGUUCCACCUUUGAUUCAAUCUCAGCUCAACAAUGAUAGCAAGAAGUUGAAAGGCAAGAAAGCAAACCUUGACCAUGAGACAAUGGAAGAAUCAAAAGGAAAAAGUGACAUGCAGCCAAAACCUGGGAGAUCCCAAGGAAACCCUGUGGUUCCAUCCCUCCAGCUUCCUAAGUAUGAUGAUGAUGAUUUCUCACACAUCCCAAGAUCAAAGGAAGAACUUUUCAUAUCCGUUGUGAAUGAAUCCGAGAGGGAAUUCAGAAAAAAGCAACCUAAAGUUGUGAGACCAGAGUGCGUUCCACAACUUGAUCUCUCUUUGCUGAAUGACGUCAAGCCAAGAACCAAAAAAGCUACAAAAGCAGACUUUGGUAUUUCAGUGUGUGAUAAAACUGAGAGGAAAAGUCAAAGGAAGCCCAAAUCUGCACUGAAAACUGAUGAUGCUGAUGCAAAGCCCAAAACAAAGAGGAGGUCUGAGUCAAAGGAGGCUGUACCAGUCCCAGAGGACUCCAACAAAGAAAGCCACAGGCAGCAACCAAAGAUUCUGAAACCAAAAGCCAAAUCACAUGCUCAACCAACUGAAGUUUCCAGUGAGCCCAAGGAAGAGGAGCUUUCCCCCAUUAAGCCUCAAAAGAGCAACAGAGUCUGCCGAAAGAUCCCAGCAUCUGUGGUCAAAGUGGAAAUGCCAUUCCACCCUGAAAUUGACAUGACCUUGCCGCGCAGACCCAGACAGGUUCCUGUUCCAAUCAUCUGUGCUCAGAAGGAGAUCACUCCCAAGGAAACCUCUACAGCUGCCAAGAGCAAUGCCAAGCUGCGAUCCAUGAUGACCGGAACCGCCAUCUUGCCAGACUUCAAGAACAACAAGAUGCCGGCCUAUAAGAAGAAUGUUGUGGAGCUGGCUCCGACCUUCAGGAAACCUGGAAAAAUGGCUGCUGUGCAUCCCAAGAGCCUUCCAGAAGUGGACAGUGCUAGAGCCAAAAUCUACAAAAGAUGGGAUUGAAUGCUAAGUAAAAGACACAGUUUUGUAACUGAUUUGAUAUCCAAGGGCUUUAUUCUUUGAGUUGUAAUGAUUUGAAGUC